Acyrthosiphon pisum (pea aphid) is the source of this 315-nucleotide messenger RNA. RefSeq lists its product as uncharacterized. Bases 1 to 315 code for a protein of 104 amino acids. The transcript has 4 exons. The record is from RefSeq and is a predicted model, not a curated record. Lineage: Eukaryota; Metazoa; Arthropoda; Insecta; Hemiptera; Aphididae.
AUGAUUCAUUACCGCGUCUAUGCCAGAGUCAGCAAAACAAUUACAUCAGCAGGUUUUCCUAGUUAUGUUGGGAAAUCAUUUAAUAAUGUACUUCCUCAUACACAAACAAUUCAGAAAUGGUAUGAAAGUGUUGACUGUGCCCCUGGAUUUAGCAAAGAUGCUUUAGUUGCUCUUCAAAACAAAAUGGAAAGGGCUGAAAAAAUUGGUCAUAAGUUUUCUGGAUAUGUCGAUUUUGGAGCAGAUAUUGCUGAUGAUAGUACACUAGAAGCUAAAGAAGCUUUAGUUAUUAUGGUAAAUUAUGUAAAUGGACAUUGA